GGGUGGGUGAGGUGCUGAGGUUAAACGUCAGCUGAGUUCAACGCGGUUUAUUUCACCAUGUCUCGAUUCAAAGGGGGGUGUAAGGAUUCUCUGGCGGGCUUUAAGGUGCAAACGGCAGAGCCGACUGUUCCGUACGGCCUUCUGAAGGCGGCCCGGAAGAGCGGGCAGCUCAACCUGUCCGGCCGAGGACUGAAAGAAGGUAAUUUUAUGUUAGCUCACACAUACAGCACCACUAAAAGACCAGAUCUGCCACUACAUGACAACCAGUUGAGUAGUUUACCCAGUGCUUUGGGAGAACUGCAGAAUCUUCAACAGCUGCGACUCAGUCAUAAUCAGUUAGACUCUCUGCCAGUUGAGAUGUGUACUCUAAAGAACCUCCGUAGCCUCACACUGCAGCAGAAUCUGCUGGAAAACCUGCCAGAGGAUCUGGGACAGCUCGCGAACCUCACAGAGCUGGACGCAUCCAGCAACCAGCUGAAGAGCCUGCCCUCCAGUUUCGGGUGUCUCGUCAGUUUACAGAAAGUGAACCUGUGUCACAACCAGCUUAGCGGUCUCCCAGACAGCCUAGCCCGGCUCACAAAUGUUAAGCUGCUGGACUGCAGUGACAAUCAGCUGACUGAGAUUCCUGAAAGCCUAUCGGAGAUGCUCGCUCUGGAGCAGCUUUACCUUAGACAUAACAAGCUCCGCUUCCUCCCAAAGCUCCCCGCACCUGCGCUCAAGGAGUUAUAUGUGGGGAACAACCAAAUUGAGCAGUUGCAGACGGAGCAGCUAUCCUGCCUGACAGCCAUCUCUCUUCUGGAACUCAGAAACAACAAGAUCAAAACAGUCCCUGAAGAGAUCACUUUACUGAGUACGCUAACACGCCUUGACCUCACCAACAAUGACAUUACCAGCCUUCCAGCGUCACUCAGCCUGCUGCCCAAUCUGAACGUGCUGCUGUUGGAGGGAAACCCUCUGCGAGGAAUCAGGAGAGACAUCCUCUCUAAAGGAACCAGUGAGCUUCUGAAGUAUUUGAGAGGAAGAGUUAAAGAGGAGCCUGACAAAACAGAUGGAGGAGAUACAGCUAUGAUGUUACCCAGCCAGGCCAGGGUCAAUGUGCAUGACAUUAAAACUCUCAAGCUGUUGGCAUACAGUGACAAGCAAGAAGGGAGUAUCCCAGAGGAGCUGUUUGAUGGUGCAGCUGAUCAGAGCAUUGCCACAGUUAACUUCAGCAAAAACCAGCUGACUUCAGUUCCUCCCAGGCUGGUGGAAUUCCAAUCUUCGCUGUCAGAAGUCAAUCUGGGUUUCAAUAGACUGAUCAGCUGUUCACCCGACAUCUGCAAGUUACUCCAGCUUACACACAUCGAUCUCCGGAAUAAUCAGCUGAGUGAUUUACCGUCUGAAAUGCAGAACUUAACUAAACUACGUUCCAUUAUCCUCGUUUACAACAGGUUCAAAUCCUUCCCUCACGUCUUGUAUGAGACCCUUUCUCUGGAGACUAUAUUGCUUGCUAAUAACCAGGUGUGUGAGGUGGAUCCUAGUCGCCUGAUGAAAUUGACUCAUCUGUCAACACUAGAUCUGGCAAACAAUGACCUGCUCAACAUCCCUCCUGAACUGGGCCUGUGUACCAGCCUCAGGUGUCUGAGUCUGGAGGGAAAUCCUUUCCGCACACCCAGAGCAGCAAUUGUGGCCAAAGGAACAGAUGCACUGAUGGAGUAUCUGCGCAGCCGCAUACCAACAUGAUUUGUGACCAUGUUUGAAGGAGAGCACCACCACCGUGAUCAAGACGUUUAAAUGCAAUCUUUUUAAAUUUUUUCACACAUCUAUGAAAAAUGGUGCAGACUGCUUUUUGAAGAUGUAAUAAAAUAAAACCAUUGAUCCGUUUUUCUUUUUUCCAUGGAUGCGAGUCAGAAUGGGAUUUAUAUUGUUCGCUGUUCUGCAGGUGCUGCUGAAAAGGAGCACUUCUCCAAAUAAAGUUGU
This is a messenger RNA of Neolamprologus brichardi, 1959 nucleotides long. The record is from RefSeq and is a predicted model, not a curated record. NCBI's taxonomy places the organism in Eukaryota, Metazoa, Chordata, Actinopteri, Cichliformes, Cichlidae.